Coprinopsis cinerea okayama7#130 is the source of this 1218-nucleotide messenger RNA. Its product is annotated as class II cAMP phosphodiesterase. The transcript is spliced from 6 exons. Lineage: Eukaryota; Fungi; Basidiomycota; Agaricomycetes; Agaricales; Psathyrellaceae. Bases 1 to 1218 code for a protein of 405 amino acids. Gene Ontology annotation, molecular function: 3',5'-cyclic-AMP phosphodiesterase activity; 3',5'-cyclic-GMP phosphodiesterase activity. The record is from RefSeq and is a predicted model, not a curated record. Gene Ontology annotation, biological process: negative regulation of glucose mediated signaling pathway; cAMP catabolic process; cGMP catabolic process.
AUGACGGGAACAACAACGACGAGCGGCAUCAAUCCCAGUCCGGGAACUAACACCGCCAUCAUCGCCGACCGAGUUGCAGACCUUGGCUUAAACGACGUCUCGGACGACGAGUGUCCUUCUCCCAUGACAGCCUUCGACAUCGUCGUUGUCGGCGCUGGAGGAGGGCCAGACGAAUCAAAUCUCUCCGCAUAUUUGUUGAAAUCACACACAGCGCGCUGGGAAGACGGCGUCUUGGCUCUGGAGGCCGGCUCAGGCCAAGGCACCCUUGCCCGGAUCCUCAAGGAGAAACCUGACCUCUUCCGGGAUCCAGAUGGCGAGUCGGACCAGGUCAAGAAUCAGGCCCUCACCGCCUCUGAUAUCUACAACUCGAUACAGGGCUUCUUGAUUACCCAUGCUCAUAUGGACCAUAUUAUGAGCCUCGUCAUAUCGGCAGGCUCACUUUCGGGCUGCAGAAAACGCAUCUACGCCGUAAAACAGACCCUCAAGGACAUCGAGUCCUCUGUGUUCAACGACAGAGCUUGGCCAAACCUCGCUUCCUGGCGGGAGGAUGAUGCCAGCUACAAAUUUCUGUACUCCCCACUCACACCAAACACGACCACAUAUGAACCUGUCUCCUCCGAAUUCAGCGUCGCUACCUUCCCCUUGAACCACGGUUCAAACGACCUGGGCCCCUAUGAAUCUGUCGCCUACUUCGUUCGACAAGAUGCAAGUGGCCAAGAAUUCCUCUUCUUCGGGGACGUCGAGCCGGACUCUGUCGCAUCCCUAAACGGCGGCAAGCCUCAAACACUCGCCGUCUGGCAGUUCGCAGCUCCCAAAAUUCCACACAUGCUCUCCACCAUCUUCAUCGAAUGUUCAUAUCCAUCCGGGAGAGCAGAUUCCCUCUUAUUCGGACACUUGACACCCGAGUACCUCGUUGAAGAACUAGUUGCCCUCGCUGCAGAAGUCAGGAAAUCAAAACCUGCGGGGCAUUCUUCUGAUCGACCAAACAAGCAUGUCAGGAAGAGGCAAAAACGGUUGGCUUCCUCGACUGGGAUCACAAAUGCGUUGGCGGGGUUGACAGUGUAUGUGACACACUGCAAGGAUGCAGGGCUGGGAGACGAAUCUUCCGGGCGGCCCAUGCGGGAAGUCAUCGUAGAGCAGGUUCGAUCGUUAGCGGAAGCAAAGGGGUUGGGUGUUACUAUUAAAGCCGCUGAACAGGGCAUGCAUAUUCAGAUCUGA